AUGGCCCCAAAGCAGUCAUUGCAGAAGAUGGCCUGGCUCUGGGCGGAGACCAUUAUGCCUGAGGAUGUGUCACAGGAGCACAUUGAAGCUGCCUAUCGUAUUUCGUUGGAAUCCUGUAUCCGGGGUAUUUGCAAUCGAAACUGCAAAGGAAAUCCAAAUUGCUUGGUGGGAAUUGGUGAGAAAAUUUGGUUGGGAGAAAUAGAUGAAAAAUAUUUCUAUGAAUCUGAUGAUGCUAACUCUUGUAGGAGAAAAGAGAAUUCAUUUGUAGGUCUGACUAACCUGGGAGCGACUUGUUAUGUCAAUACUUUCCUUCAGGUGUGGUUUCUCAAUUUAGAAUUUCGACAGGCAGUUUAUUUAUGUUCGCACGACUACAUGGUGGACAAUAGAAUUCAAGAUGGGAAAGAGUAUGAGCCCCGAACAAUUUGUGAGCAUCUCCAAUACUUAUUUGCCUUGAUGCAACACAGUAAUAAACGACACAUUAAUCCAUCAGGAUUCGUGAAAGCUCUACGCCUGAACACAGCGCAACAACAGGAUGCCCAAGAAUUUUCGAAGCUUUUCAUGUCCCUUUUGGAAGAUACUCUGGCUAAAGAAAUGAAUCCAUAUGGACGGAACAUUGUCCAACAACAGUUCUGUGGAGAAUAUGCUUAUGUAACCAUUUGUAACAAAUGUGGCAGAGGGUCUGAACGUUCGGCAAAGUUUUACGAGCUUGAGUUAAAUAUUCAAGGCCACAAGCUGUUAACAGACUGUAUUUCAGACUUUUUGAAGAAAGAAAAAUUAGAAGGAGAAAAUCGCUAUUUUUGUGAAUGCUGUCAAAGUAAACAAAAUGCAACAAGGCAGAUUCGGCUCCUUAGCCUUCCUAGCACUCUGAAUUUACAGCUAAUGUGCUUUGUCUUUGAUCGAAAAACUGGACAGAAGAUAAAACUGAAAACUCAAGUUGGCUUCCCAGAAAUUCUGGAUAUGGAACCUUAUAUGGAAGUUAAAGGGGGGUCCUAUGUAUAUGAACUCAGUGCUAUACUUAUACACAAAGGAGUUAGUGCUUAUUCUGGCCACUAUAUUGCACAGGUAAAAGAUCCUCGGUCUGGUGACUGGUAUAAGUUUAAUGAUGAAGACAUAGAAAAGGUGGAUAGUAAUAAGCUAAAACUAGUACCUGAAGAUGGUUUGUCAGUAUCUCCUAAGUUCCAUAAACGUAUGUAUAAAAAAGAAAAUUUCUGCUGUCGAAAUGCGUAUAUGUUGGUUUAUCAACGGAAAACUCAAGAAAAGUCCAUGACCACUGUUCCUUUACCGGCUUUUCUUAAAGAGUGUGUAGACCGAGAUAAUGCCAUGUUUAAAGAAUGGUGUUUAGAAAUGGCUGAGCAGCGUAAACAAAAUUUAUAUAAGAGAAAAGAAAAGCAUGAAGAGGUUAUGGAGCUAUACCCAAAGUUACCUGCUGGAGUUAAGAAUGAACCCUAUGAAUUUGUCUCUCUUGAAUGGCUGCAAGAGUGGUUGCAUGAAACCAAACUUACAACGCCUAUUAAUAAUCAGACUUACCUGUGUCCCCAUAACAAGCUUAAUCCUGACAAAGUGUCAAUCAUGAAGAGAAUAUCCAUUCAUGCAGCUGACUUUUUCUACAGUAGAUAUGGAGGAGGACCAAGACUAACUGCAGAAUCUCUCUGUAAGGAAUGUGUAGUUGAUCGUUGUCACAAAAUACACCAGAAGAGACAACUAAUUCUAGAUCACAAAGCUCUUAAUAAUAUGAUCAAAGAAAAAGUACAUGACAGUCAAGGUUUUUGGGUGGGAACACUUUCCUUGCAGCAUUGGCGCCAACUAGCUCUUGAACAGAUAAAUGCGCGAAAUGGAAAAGUGACCAAUCAGAUCUCAAGACAUGAAAAACCAAAGGGAAAAAUAAAGCAAAGAGAAAAACUAAAAUUUAAUGAAGACAUUCUUUGUGUACAUGGAGACUUACUAAGAAAUGAAAAUCAAAGAAGGCUUGUUUCUCAAGAGAUUUGGCGCAAACUGAAAUACUAUUUUCCAAAGGCUCCUGAGUUUCCAAGUGACAAAGAAAAGUGUUCACAAUGCAAGGCUUUAGAAACAGACGGAGGAAAACUUGCCAAUGGAGUGGUUGCAAGUGAGCAAAAGUCUUUAUUUCUGAAUUUGUUCCAGGACAAGAACAGACCAUAUCUCAGUUACGGGCCAGAGGGUACAGAUGCCAUCUAUAUUGUGCCACAGAAGUUUGUUGAUAAUUGGAAGAAUUUUAUUAGGAAUCCUACAAGUUGUAGUCCUGUGACAUCAAUUGGAAAUAGUGCUCUCCUGUGUUCCCAUGGGGGACUCUUGCAUAAAUUUGAUUCCACGGUGAAAGAAGAUGCUAAACAUGUAGCCCUCAUAUGGCCUAAUGAGUGGGAAAUUAUGAAGAAGAUCUUCAUUGUUGAUCAAGUAAUUAAAAUAAUAAAAACUGCAGCUGGAAAAGAAAAUCCUCUAGAAACACAAUAUGUCUCUGAUCCUAAAGUCUGCAAGGAAUGCAGCGAAAGCUUAAUAUAUCAACAGCAGAGGGACUUGUUUGAAUACACUAAAGUCACCAUUUAUGUCCUUAAAGUUACAGAGGACAAAAAUAGUUCGGUACUAAAGAAUAAUGGGCAUGGUUUUAAAACAGAAGAUGAGGAAGAAGAUAUUCAAGAUGAUGAAGCAAAGGAUCCAGACUACAAGAAUGGGAAUGUAAGAAAUAAGCGUCAAAGGCUAUGUAAGAAACAUGAUACAAAUAAGCCAAAGCAAGUUCGACGAAGUACACGGCGCAAGAAUAUUCAGGCUGAGAAAAGAUUCCUUGUUUCUGCUAAUGAUACAUUAAAAGAUUUAAAAAUUCAGAUUAUGCAUGCUUUUUCAAUUGCUGCCUCUGAUCUGAAUCUGUCAUAUGAAGGAAGGGCUUUAAAUGAUGAUUGUGCCACCCUUGGCAUUCUAGGUAUAAUUCCUGAGUCUAUCAUUUUGUUAAAGACUGAUGAGCCAGAUGUAAAUUAUUUUCAACAGGGGAAUUCUUUGUCAUUGCACUCACGAGAAGAAGGAUUUAAAGAAGAAAUGCCCAGAACAAGUAGAAGGGCAUUUGGGACAGAGAAACAGAAGCAUGAUGUGAUUGUAACUAAGGACUUGCUGGAACCCAAAGGGUACGCUGGAGCUGAGAAGACCCUUCAGAGUGUUCCCAAUGGAGGAAAAGUUCCUUUUUCUAAUUCUAUACCAUCAGCCCAUUCUUGGCCAGUUCAUUGCUCCAGAAGAGGUGACAAUACCGCUGAUGACUGCCUUCAGUCUGCAGUUACUGCAAUCUCUAUCCCUAGAGGAAGUGCAAACUCACGGUGUUUGGAGACAUCACAGGGGCAGAAAGUAGAGGAGAUUCCAGAGAUAGAAACAACUAUGUGCUUCAAGAGCUGGAGGCCUUUUUCCUUCAGCCUUGUCCUUGUGUCUAGUGGCCCAGGCUACAUCUCACAUCUUAUGCACCACCAGAGUUCAGCGAGGCCCCCCUCAUCCAAGACUCUGAAAGUUAUGGGGCAGCUAGGAUCUGGCUUAAAGGCUUGUAGGGCUGGGUCUGCUAGAACCAGAAGAGGAGGGAAUUGCAUAAGCAUAGACCUAAAUCCCGAGCCUUCUCGGAGCCUAAGGCCUGAAGAAUCUGCAGGUUCUGCUGCAGGCUUCUACUGCAGCCUCCUGUGUGAAUGUGUGACUCCAGCAUCCAGCCAGCAGCACUGUUCAUUUUGGGAGAUGCUCUCCUUCAGGUCAACCACUAGGUGGUUUUUCUAG
Suncus etruscus (white-toothed pygmy shrew) is the source of this 3753-nucleotide messenger RNA. Its product is annotated as ubiquitin carboxyl-terminal hydrolase 48-like. The transcript is spliced from 3 exons. Bases 1 to 3753 code for a protein of 1250 amino acids. The record is from RefSeq and is a predicted model, not a curated record. Gene Ontology annotation, cellular component: cytosol; nucleus. Gene Ontology annotation, biological process: protein deubiquitination. Gene Ontology annotation, molecular function: protein binding; cysteine-type endopeptidase activity; cysteine-type deubiquitinase activity. NCBI's taxonomy places the organism in Eukaryota, Metazoa, Chordata, Mammalia, Eulipotyphla, Soricidae.